GGGGUGACCCUGAGUGCCCGCUGGGGGGCGCUGCAGGACCAGCCCACACAUGAUUGGCUCCAUUACGUCAUGCUAUAAAUACCCGCUUUAAUGGAAACGAUCGUUAUCGUCUCCUGACUGCAGUGCGCAUGCUCGUUCCUGCUCCAGAGGCUUUGUUUACAUAACAGCUGGAUGAGGGACCGCGUGCGUCCCGCCGCGUGCCGCAGAUCUCGCAGCAGCAGAGAGGUGUGGUGGUGGGUGUGUGCGCGCGUGCCCGCCGCCGCAGAGCCGCGUGCCUUUCUACACCUGCGGCGGUGAGGUGGGCGGUGCUAAGAGCCAAGGGCCGAAGGGGGGCGGAGCCGCUCGGACACGAGUAUGUGACGUCAGCUGGCAGGUCGCAGAGAAACAAACAUGGCGGCAGAAUGGAGCGGGCAGCACGGGUACGCUCUGACCGUCAUCGUCUGCCUGUGGAGCGCGGCCGGCGGGCGCGCGGAGACCGCGGCGGCCGCGGGCGGCGCCGGCGGCUGGACGCAGGUGCUCGGGAUGCGGUUCGAGCGCAGCGACAAGCCGGCCAGCACCACUGAGGACGGCGUCAUCCAGGUGACCGAGCACAGCUCCGUGCAGCUCCGCUUCUACGGGCUGCAGCUGCACGCGGGCGCCUGGACGCAGAUCCGCUUCACGGAGGUGGCGGACAGCGGGGGCGGGGGGGAGGCGGAGGAGGACGAGGAGGAGGCGGCGGCCGCGGCCCGGGGGGGCAGCGGCAUGAUGGACGCGCAGGACCGGAGCUGCGCGGACUUCACCAAGGACAUCGUGGUCGGGAGCUUCAUGAACGUGAGCGGCCGCGGCACCACCGGGGUGCUGAGCGUGCUCGUCAAGCCGCUGCGCAAGAGCGAGGCGCAGAAGGAGUACGCGCUGUGCACGCCCAGCGGAGACGGCGGCAGGUGGGUGCUGCUGGGGGGCAGCGACGGCCGGGUGCUGGUCCUGGAGGAGAAGAAGUCGCUGCUGCCGCUGUGGCUGCAGGUCAUCCUGAUCUGCGGCCUGCUGGUUCUGUCCGGCAUGUUCAGCGGGCUGAACCUGGGCCUGAUGGCGCUGGACCCCAUGGAGCUGCGCAUCGUGCAGAGCUGCGGCACCGACAAGGAGAAGCGCUACGCGCGCAAGAUCGAGCCCAUCCGCAGCAAAGGGAACUACCUGCUGUGCUCGCUGCUGCUGGGCAACGUGCUGGUCAACACCACGCUCACCAUCCUGCUGGACGACCUGAUCGGGUCCGGGCUGGGCGCCGUGGUCGCCUCCACCAUCGGCAUCGUCAUCUUCGGGGAGAUCGUCCCGCAGGCGCUGUGCUCCCGCCACGGGCUGGCGGUGGGCGCCAACACCAUCAUGGUCACCAAGUUCUUCAUGCUGCUGACCUUCCCGCUGUCCUUCCCCAUCAGCAAGCUGCUGGACGUCCUGCUGGGCCAGGAGAUCGGAACCGUGUACAACCGGGAGAAGCUGGUGGGGAUGCUGAGGGUGACGGAGCCCUACAACGACCUGGACAAGGAGGAGCUCAACAUGAUCCAGGGCGCGCUGGAGCUGCGCUCCAAGACCGUGGAGGACGUCAUGACGCCGCUGGCCAACUGCUUCAUGAUCCAGGCGGACGCCGUGCUGGACUUCAACACCAUGUCCGAGAUCAUGGAGAGCGGCUACACCCGGAUCCCGGUGUACGACGAGGAGAGGUCCAACAUCGUGGACAUCCUCUACGUCAAGGACCUGGCCUUCGUGGACCCGGACGACAGUACCAACCUGAAGACCAUCACCAAGUUCUACAACCACCCGGUCCACUUUGUGUUCCACGACACCAAGCUGGACGCCAUGUUGGAGGAGUUCAAGAAAGGUAAAUCCCACCUGGCCAUCGUCCAGAAGGUGAACAACGAGGGGGAGGGGGACCCGUUCUACGAGGUGCUGGGAUUGGUCACUUUGGAGGACGUCAUCGAGGAGAUCAUCAAGUCGGAGAUCCUGGACGAGUCCGACCUGUACACCGACAACAGAAACAAGAAGAAGGUCGACUCCAACAAGAACAAACGCGACUUCUCCGCCUUCAAACACGACGUCAAAGUGAAGAUCUCCCCUCAGCUCAUGCUGGCGGCGCACCGUUUCCUCGCCACAGAGGUGAACCUGUUCAGCCCGUUCCAGAUCACAGAGAAGGUCCUGCUGAGGAUCCUCCGACACCCAGAGGUCAUCCAGGAGCUGAAGUUCAACGAGAACGACAAGCGCUCGCCGCAGCACUUCCUGUACCAGCGCAGCAAACCCGUCGAUUACUUCGUCCUCAUCCUGCAGGGUCGGGUUGAGGUGGAGGCUGGAAACGAGAACAUGAAAUUUGAAACGGGAGCGUUCUCUUACUACGGAGUCAUGGCUCUGAGCACGCCAUCGCUGGCCGUCACCCCCCCUCUGUCCCCGUCAGUGACGUCCCCCCCUCCACGACGCCUCUCUCUUAAGAGGUUUUCUCUUUUCUCUCGUUUCCCAGAGUUUCGUUCUCCGUCACACGGUGGGAACCUGAACCGCUCGGCCUCUCUGAGCUGCACUGAGCGCGCUCAGGAGAGCGGCUCCGUCAGCGGGAGCCAGCCCCAGAUACCAGGAACCCCCUUCCAGUACAUCCCGGACUUCAGCGUUCGAGCCCUCACGGACCUUCAGUAUGUGAAGGUCACACGGGCUCACUACCAGAAUGGCCUCCUGGCGUCCAGACUGGACAGCAUGCCUCAGUCUCCGGAGGGCAGCCGCGCACGGCUGGACACGUCCCUCUCUCUGCCUCCCAUCACGCCACCCGGGAUGAGCACGCCGCUGCCUCUGGCCACGCCCCCUGUGAAGCACCAGUCGUCCAAUCCACAGCCGACGCCACCAAACAGUCGCUCCACCCAAACCUCAACAAGCCGCUCGCCGAGCCAGCCCCAAGCCACGCCCCUUUCCAGCAACCACACUCCCCUCUCCCAGACCUCCCCCUCCUUGGCAAAGCCGGCGUCUUCUACGCCCAGCCCCACCCUAACCAUCUCUAAGCUGUCCCCGCCCUUCGAGGGCCCGGACAGCGCGGCGGGAGAGACCACCACUCUGCUCAGUGAGCAGCAGAACUGUAUUGGCCCCCGCCAGCCUAGCUACACCCAACCACACCAACAUGUCCACACCAUCAGCCACGCCCACACUGAAAGUACCAUCUAACCAAACCUUUCCUGUGAAAUCCCACAUUUUCCUGAGGGACGCGGAGGAUCAGAGACCACACCCCAGUCUGUCCUGCAUGCUCCCCAACCAACACGACCACGAACGCGACGAUAGGAGCUGACGCAAAGGGAAAACUCCGCCCACACAUGGUGGAGCCUUUGAAAAUGGCUCCUCCUCUUUUUCAAAAACACUGAGCUGAAUGGAAUUCAGUUUAUGUGCUCAAGCUACAAUAUAAACAUUUUCAAUUCGAACAAAACAACAAAAAUCCCUUUUGAAAAACAGAAGUGCUGCCCUCUGUGGUCGUAUGCAGUACUGCAUCCUGCAUGUUUAGCAUUAAUCUACUUUUCACCGUGUGAAAUUUACAUGUAAAACUGUUCCUGCUAGAAAUGUGCAUUUGGAAAACAAGAAUAAUGCAACCUCGUUUUUACCUUAAGAGACACCAGAAGAAUUUAGCUGAAAUACGAUUUCUACGUUUAAGCAACAAAUGCAUUUGGAGGAAACGCAUCAAAACCACAGCAGGAACAAAACAAUCCUAUUCAUUAUUUAAAUGAUGUGACUUUUACAGGGAAAACAGUUUUACAGCCAACUGUUGGAAACGUUUUAGACUUCUUUUUUUUGUCUUCUGUUUGUUUUUUUCUUCUUUUAUCCAAAGAGCGAAACUUCCAAAGUUACAAAGUAAACCACAAUGGUUUUAUUUACUGUAAGAUGCGUUCAGGUAGGUCUCUUUUGUCAGAGAUUGUGUGCUCUUUGGAAAUGAGGCCUCACAGUUGGGCACAUUCACAAACCAGCAAUCGGACCAGACUCACUGUGGCUUCAGGAAGUGGAACCAAACGCAUCGCUGGAACCGCAGGCUGGUGAGCCCACUUCAGUCCAAACUGCAAAACACCGUUUUCAAACGUCAGGAAACCUUUCAGCCUCAUUUCCACUGAGCAGUCCGGGACGCUCCGGCAUUUUUGAGCAUUUCCAUUGUUAAAUGGACCCAUUAAACCACCUGUCCAAGUCGAGGCCCGGGGGCCGGAUCCGGCCCUCCGGGUGAU
Oryzias melastigma (Indian medaka) is the source of this 4199-nucleotide messenger RNA. Its product is annotated as metal transporter CNNM4. Gene Ontology annotation, molecular function: magnesium ion transmembrane transporter activity; sodium ion transmembrane transporter activity. The transcript has 8 exons. NCBI's taxonomy places the organism in Eukaryota, Metazoa, Chordata, Actinopteri, Beloniformes, Adrianichthyidae. Gene Ontology annotation, cellular component: plasma membrane. Bases 391 to 3162 code for a protein of 923 amino acids. The record is from RefSeq and is a predicted model, not a curated record. Gene Ontology annotation, biological process: magnesium ion transport; magnesium ion homeostasis.